CCCUGCUCUUCACUCGCGGAUCAGAUCGUCACUCCCUUUUACCAGCCUACGUCGACGACUGAUAUGAAUUUCCUCUCCGCUGAGACAUAUGAGCAGUCUCAUCGAGUAGGCUUUUGUUUUAAUAGGUUCCUCUCGCAGCCGGCGUAGCUACUGAUUUAACUCGUGCUGAAAAUUAGCUUUCGCUCGAGUCUGUCCAAUAUAGAAGUAUCCAACUCUUUAAUAAUGAAUGAGAGGGAUCGUUUGGAUACUGCGGACAUAUAUGCUUGUCCGUUUACUGCUGAGCUCAGUAAGGCAGUGUCAGUGUCCCUGGGGUUGGACACGGUGUCUUCUCCGCUCAGUAGCACAAAUCUGUGUUCCGUCCGUGCCUUUGCAGACUGCGAUCCCACUGUAGGGAACAGUUCCCGUGGAGCGCCAGAGUUGGAAGCGGCUGGAAAUAUGAAUUUAGAAGGCGACGUGCUUCCACUGGAUGACACUAGCCUAAGAAAAGACGAUUUUGGACAAGUGUGUCAUGGCACACAACAGGUGAGCUGCAUGGAUUUGCUCACAUCGGGCGACCUGGACGGGGCGCAAACCUUGACGCGCGGUCCAGUGAUGUCCAGAUUUUUAUGCCAGGAAUCAAACUGGUUUAUCAAUCCGGCGGCAGAGCUGUACACACCUUCUCCUCAGGUGGAUGAGCUCUUACCUUUGAAAUCAUAUUCUGCCAGUUCACGCCUAUACAGAGAUACCCCGGGCAUGUGGUGCGCAAAUGAGCGCGCAUACGGUGUCCGAUCCGAGACAGAGAAAGAGGGAUCAGGUGGACAUAAUUUGUCGUGUAAUUACUGUAACUGUGGGCAAGCUUCUCUAGGAUCCCGACGGGAAUGCCACUGUGCUUGGUACAACAAGGGUGAGCAAGGUGGUGAAGGUGGCAUGCGAGCCGCAAUGACACAAGGGUAUGGACAAAUGGAAAGGUACCACAGUGCAGUUCCUCAGGAACAGGCCACCUCUGCUAUCAAGACCGAACGUGCAGUCUGGAUGAACUGCACAGACCGCACUUUCAGGCAUGACGAAAUGUUUCCAGGUGUGUACCUCUCAGAGCGAAGAGUCUGUCAGGUGUGUGGUGAUGACGCAUCAGGUUGCCAUUAUGGUGCAGUCACCUGUGGCAGCUGCAAAGUAUUCUUCAAGCGGGCUGCUGCGGGUAAGCAGAACCACCUGUGUGCCGGCCGGAACGACUGCACCAUCGACAAACUCAGGCGUAAAAACUGUGCCUCGUGUCGCUUAAAGAGGUGCUACAUGUUGGGAAUGAGCCUAAAGGGCCUAGGCCGCAGGCUGAAGGCAGCCGGACAGGCGAGAACCAGAGAGGAGGAGGAACCUCCAGCUGCCAGGGAGCCUGGAGAAAUAGGAGAGAUGGCUUGGAAGACAGAUUUCAUGUUGAAGCCUGGAAGUACAGCUGUCAGGGCAAAAGCAGCGUUCCCGGCUCUUAGCAUGUCCCCAACCCUGCGCUCCUGUUUAUCCCUGCUCAGCAUCUUGCAGUCCAUUGAGCCAGCUGUAGUCAAUGCCGGACAUGACCCUGCCCAACCAGACAGCCCUGUGGCCUUGCUCAGCAGCCUCAAUGAGCUGGGGGAAAGACAGCUAGUAGCCAUGGUGCGCUGGGCCAAGGCAAUACCAGGUUUCCGUGACCUGCAUGUGGAUGAUCAGAUGUCACUGAUUCAGUUGUCAUGGAUGGGGCUGAUGGUGUUCGCUUUGGGCUGGAGGUCCUACACAUUUACUAACAGCUCCAUGCUCUACUUUGCUCCAGACCUGGUCUUCAAUGACCAUCGGAUGCAAGUGUCCACUAUGUAUGAACACUGCAUGAGGAUGAGGCUGCUUGCCCAAAGGUUGUGCAUGCUGAAGGUCACCCAAGAGGAGUUCCUCUGCAUGAAGGCCCUGAUUCUCUUCAGCAUCAUACCACUGGAGGGCCUGAAGAGCCAGCGUUGUUUUGAUAAACUGCGAGCCUCCUACAUCAACGAGCUGGACCGCUUAGCCAGCCUCCAUGGAGAGGCCACCGAUAAAGAGAGACUGUUUCAACUCACACAACUGCUGGACUACCUACAGGCGAUUGUGAGGCAGUUGCACCAGUUCACCUACGAUCUGUUCACCCAAGCUCGGUCCAUGCAGAUACAUGUCAAAUUCCCAGAGAUGAUCUCGGAGAUUGUGAGCGUUCAUGUGCCCAAGGUCGUCACCGGCAUGGUCAAGACCAUUCCUUUCCACAGUGCAGCCAAAGAGAUGAGUCUCUGGUCACCGGAGCUCCAGCACCCAGCCCUUUGACUAUUUCUGAUAAAACUAAACUAGCUAGAGAAGGUUUUAUGAGGUGAAAGGAAUAUAAGCCUAUUGUGAUCUGCAGAGUCUAUAAAUGGAUGUUAACAGAAGGUAACGCAGCAUAUUCUUCCACUCUAAUGUCAUUAAGAUACAACUACUCAUUGUUUUCUUUUUUUACUGCCUGUGCUCUGUAUCAUGCAAACCAAAUGUUUCUGGAGCUGAUUAAAACACGUUUUUGCAUGCAUUCCACCACAGACACCCAUGAAUGGCCAAUCGUCUGGCAUGUGGACUUCAUCAACAAUUUAUACAGGCAACAAACAGUAUUUCAUUUUGAGCAGUAACUCUCAAAACUUCAUCGCAGCUUGUCUGUAUAUAGCAGUUUGACAUUUGGACUAGUUUUUUCACUGUGAAUGAUAUUGUGUGUACCUGAGAUUAUAAAAAGUCACUGAUUGACAGUUCAUAAUUGGUUGUGGUGUGCACGAUAAGAAGCAAAGCUCUCUCACCUAAAGGCAUUUGAAAACCAUUUUGAAAGCUUCUGUCAUCCAUAAAAGCAAAAUCUGUUUUAGGUGUUGACAAAAUGAAAGCACUUUUCAAAUUUCACAUGCAUAUUCAUGAAUACUGUGCUGUCAAAAAGUCACACCAAAAACAGUUCAGACAGUAACUGGACAAAGGGCACAAAAUACUCUAAUGAUGCACUAACUGAUUAAUACUUUGGGUGACUCUUUUGAAAUUUGCUUGUUUGUGAGUGUCAAUUGUUAUUCAAGUACAAUUUUUCCUGGACAUUUCUUACUGUUUCUAUUGUUUCUACAUGGGCUUUGUUGUGUAUCAUCAUGUAUUCAUUGUAGCUUCAGGCGGUUUUGCUAAAGUUCUGCUCAUUUGUUGCAACAUUUACAGCUUAACAAUGUAAUAAAAUUGAAAC
Messenger RNA from Monopterus albus (swamp eel), 3193 nucleotides. RefSeq names its product progesterone receptor-like. Lineage: Eukaryota; Metazoa; Chordata; Actinopteri; Synbranchiformes; Synbranchidae. The record is from RefSeq and is a predicted model, not a curated record. The coding region runs from base 223 to 2283 and encodes 686 amino acids. The transcript has 9 exons. Gene Ontology annotation, molecular function: sequence-specific DNA binding; DNA-binding transcription factor activity; zinc ion binding. Gene Ontology annotation, biological process: regulation of DNA-templated transcription.